UCCGCGUCUUUCACCUCCUCUUCACCCGCCACCUGCCUCCCCCUCGCCGUCCCUCCCCCUCCGUUCGUCCCCUCCCCCUCCACCGCUGAGGAGUAUGCCUCAGCCUAAGGCGGGCACCAGCUCGUUGUCCAAAUGGCGCCCCACCAAGAUCAUGAACAUGCGCGACCUCUCCCGGGACGACGACUUUCUCAGCCACCUGCUCGUCGAGAAACUCGGCACCGGCGCCGUCCCCCUCAUCGUGCACAAGAUGGACGCCAACCGCUCGAUCCCCAAGGCCGACCCCGACGAUCUCAUCCGCAUCGUCCGCCGUCUCGUCACCGCGCGCGGCCAGCCGCAGAAUGCGAUCCGCGACGCCGUCGACGACCUCCUGACCCUCGACGCGGUCCGCUAUUACCUAAGGGGCUACGAACCAAAGCAGAUCAACGCGUUUGCCACACACGCAUCCCGCUACUUCGAACUCUACCUCCCUUCAGGCUCAAUAGAGAUCGCGCACACGUCGCGAUACUCGCACAAGACGGGCAAGUCCGAGCUGUGCAUACUGGCGACGCGACCACUCAUGCCGGGCAUGGUGAUCACCGAGCUGAAGGGGUCGAUGGCGGACCUUACCGAGGAGGAAGACCUGGAACUGAAGCGCAUUGGCGAGGGAUCCGACGGCGUGGCCAUUAGGCGCGAUUUCAGCGUCAUUCAUUCGAAACAGCUCAAGAAGAACCACCUGUUCCUCGGACCUGCGCGCUUCGUGAACCAUGACUGCGACCACAACGUCGAGCUGUUCCGUGAGGGGCGCUAUAUCACGUUUCGUGUCAUAAAGCCUAUUGGCGUCGGAGAGGAAGUAACAGCGCAUUACGGGAUGGAUACUGUGAUCGGCGGGAAGAACAGACACUGUUUGUGCGAGACGUGCGAGAAGCAUGGGCGCGGUGGAUAUGCAGUGCACUCGUCUGACGACGAACUCUCCGACUCGGCGUCGGGCUCACCAAAGCAGCCCCGCGCGCGACGGGUGGCCGAGUCCAGUGAUUCGGAGGAGUCCGAGCACGAAGAAGUCGAUGUGAACGAGCGACGCACACGACGAGGCGUGUAUGCGGUCGUGAAGGAGAGCGAGAAGGGGAAAGAGAAUGAGUUGCCUGGGCAGAGCGGCAUUGAGCUCGAGGCAGAGGUGGAGCCGGACGUUGCGUCGGAACUCACCUCCCUCGGGUCAUCGGGCGCGUCGCUGCCUGAUCCGUUGUGUGCAGACGCGGGUGCCGGCCCAUCGAAGGGGAAUGGGUUAAUGACGCCUGACCCGGAGCCCGCCCCGUUGACGGAAUGGCUUGCUUCAACAGUAGCCGCGGAGAUCCCGAGAGAAGACGAUGUGAUCCCGCCCUCGACACCGAUGAUGGCCACUGCGUCGAUCAGUGUUGUGUCCACGCCGACAUCCACGCCGUCGAGGCAUCGCUCGAUGAUAUCAACACGCAGCCGGAAGGCGAAGGAGGAAGCGUCCGCAUCGGAGCCUCCAGAGAGCAUUAGCGCGUCGAUAUCGCGAGGACGCGGUCGAGGUCGUGGCAAGGGUGGGCGUACAUCCACUGGACGUGGUGACCAGCCGCAAGUCGAGCAUAACAGUCAACUGCCAACACCGCCAGACUCGUCUACGUCUGUGAGCGUGCGGUCCUCUUCUCGGAUACGAAAGAGCGCGGGCGACCGGGACACCGACAAUUCGCGCUUGCCGACGCCUCUUAAAGACAAACCGGACGGUACGACCUCUGCAUCUGCCUCAACGGCGGGGGACAAGGGCAAGGGCCGCGAGGACGUCGAGCCUCAUUCUGAGACGCGCACUCUCCGGCCGAGGCAGUUCCACCUAGGCGCGUUCGAGGCACAGGCGAAGGCGAAGAUGCCGGAGGAGGGGCCGAGAGGUGUAGAUGGGAAACUGCUGCCGACGUGUGUGACCUGCCAUAACGUGCUGCCUGUGAUCCAUGUAGAGGGCAAGCCGGUGUGGGGACUUGCGCUGGGGCGGACGGGAAAGCGGGGGAGACCACGCAAGAACGUGAAUGUGGAAUGCCCCAGGUGUAUGCGCCAUUCUGAGAUAUACAACCUCAAGUGGCCAGAACGCCUACCUGGCGACGGCAGUACCGCGUUCCUCCCGACGCCCCGAGACACGCGAAACAGCACUCCGAUCACGUUCGCCGCCCUCGCCGCACUUGACCGCAAACUCAACUUUGCGACCCACGGGUACGCUCCACCGAAGCGGCCAUACAACAAGCGGAAGCUUCAGGAGGUUGAGGAGGACCCGCGCCCUGCGAAGAAGCUGAAGCCCGCCGCACCGACGAGCACCGGCAAACCUCGAGGCCGCCCGCCAAAGAAAAACAAAGUGGGCAUGUCGACGAAUGCGCAGCUCAUUCUAAAGGUCAGCGCGGGUGCGGCGAAAGACAAUGCGAAGCCCGUGGCUGCGUCGAAGGGCAAGGAGACAGAGAAGGCGGCGGAAGAGGAGAACAGUCGGCGAAGCGGACGGACCCGCGUGCCCAGUCUGAAGCUCCGCGAGACUGAAACCCCCAACUCCAGGCUUCCGUCGAGGUCAAGGUCGCGCCUUGCUCGGCCUGUCACACCGCCACCGUCUAGCUCGAGUCUACCCGAGCUGCCCCAGACACCCAGCCCCAAGGUACCGACGCCCAAGUCUUUGGCAGUCGCUGCGCAGCCGAGGGAGUCGAACGGCAGGUUCGGACGGAAGAAUGCCAAGAAGCCGAUGGCGUUCGCUGUCGGCGGUCGGAAGAACCGUGCUAAGAGGGUGCUUAAGGGUAACUUCCGGACCAAGGUCAAGACCUCAGGCAAGAGCGACGACAGUGAGUGGGAGUCCGCGGAUGAGGGCGCCCCGCAUUCCCGCGAUAGCGGCGAGGAACCAGUUUACUUUCGUCCGUCUCUCCUGACCGGAGCUAAGCCUGGAAUCGGUCUCCUGCGUGCGCCCAACCCUGUGUCGUUCGCCCGUCGCAAUUGGGCGACGGCCCGCGCUGACCCAAUAUCUAGAGUCACGGACGAGGCGCGUACAACAGAUGAAGAAACGGACCUGCCUACGGACAGCGCUGAAGAGGACGCGGAACCUCCUUCAAUUGUGGCACCGGCACCUUUCGUUGGAAAACGACGCUGGGCACCACCUCCGCCUCGGUUCUCGACAGAAAAGCAGGAGGAUGACUCAUCCGCUGAAACGCUGCCUUCAGUGGACCAGCUGGAUAGCAGUACGAAUCAAGAAGGUUACUGGUCCGAUGAGGAGGAGUGGGGUUGGCCCUGGACAGAGUCGGAAGACGGCGGUGAGGAGGAGUUGCCUCGAGUGGAAUACCGCGCACCGACAAUUAUCCCCGAGUCUGGUACUCGCCGCGCACCCGUCAAAGGACUCACUACUACCCAUUCUUCCCCUCGUUCCGAGCAUUCCGUCGACAAACUCGGUAAAGGCUCGCCGUCCGGUUCAUCAGUACUGUCAAAAGUCGCAAGCAAGUCUCCAUCCAUGAAUUGGAAGCGGACUGUUCUCCUCCAAAGGCCCUAAACUUAUUCAGUUUGUCGAAGUUACAUCCAAGUCGGACAGCAACGCUAGGAGCAGACUAUUGACGAUAAUGACUCGCAUCGGAACGUGGACUCGCACUCUGAUUCGUACGUAUUGUGUAAGCUAUCGCGAACGGUACUCUUUCUUGCAUCAUCCGCUGUGCUAGCCUGAACUGUGUCCUGCAUGCUGUUCUUAUUGCUCCUUAUUCCCAUAUCCUAUCCUAUUGGCUCGAGUUGUACCUUACUGGUCGACGCAAAGUCCGUUAUUGUGUGUACGAUACAUACCUUGCCUUUGUAAUAGACCGAAGAUGCGUCGCUGGCCGUGGAU
Fomitopsis serialis is the source of this 3823-nucleotide messenger RNA. RefSeq lists its product as uncharacterized. The record is from RefSeq and is a predicted model, not a curated record. Lineage: Eukaryota; Fungi; Basidiomycota; Agaricomycetes; Polyporales; Fomitopsidaceae. Gene Ontology annotation, molecular function: histone H4K20 methyltransferase activity; protein binding. Gene Ontology annotation, cellular component: nucleus. The transcript has 12 exons. Bases 95 to 3499 code for a protein of 1134 amino acids.